AUGAGGUAUUCGGUGUCCCUCACCUUCAUGGUGUCUGCGCUAUUGGUCGUACCAAUGCUUUUUGCUGCAGCCCAGAAGGUCAACAGCAUAACGGAUGCUGUGGCACAGCUCCCUACCUGCGCCGUAAGUGUUCUGUUUCUUGUCAAGAGCACCCCCGAGUAUGUUCGUUUGACCUGGGUAUUACUGGGCCUCAGCACUUUCGUUGUGGCUGCCCGCUUGACAUACAAGUUCUUUUCAUCGACACAGCUCGGACUCGAUGACUUGUUCACCUUUCUCGCCUACGUCGCCGUUCUCCCGUCCUUCAUCAUCAACCUAGUUGGUCUCGUGCCCGCCGGCCUCGGCAAGGACAUAUGGACCCUAACGCCAAGUCAAAUUGAGAGUUUCGGCUACUGGUUCUAUCUCCUGGAGCCCGUGUACUUCGUUCAGAUGGGUCUCGUCAAGAUGGCAAUCUUGUGCUUCUACAUGCGCAUCUUCGACCGCGCCGGCCUCGGAAAGCUUUUGUGGGGCACAGUUGCCUUCAACGCCACCAAUACUGUCGCCUUCCUCCUCGUCGGCAUCUUUCAGUGUACCCCUAUCUCAUUCUACUGGACAAGAUGGGAUGGUGAGAAACAAGGCACCUGUGUCAACAUCAAUGCGGUAGCUUGGGCGAAUGCCAUCAUCAGCAUUGUUCUGGAUCUCUGGAUGCUCUACCUGCCCCUAUCAAGAAUCCGGACCCUCAACCUUCACUGGUGGAAGAAGCUUGCUGUUACGCUGAUGUUCUGCGUCGGCACUUUGUAA
This is a messenger RNA of Colletotrichum spaethianum, 777 nucleotides long. RefSeq lists its product as uncharacterized. The coding region runs from base 1 to 777 and encodes 258 amino acids. NCBI's taxonomy places the organism in Eukaryota, Fungi, Ascomycota, Sordariomycetes, Glomerellales, Glomerellaceae. The record is from RefSeq and is a predicted model, not a curated record. The transcript has 2 exons.